Messenger RNA from Callithrix jacchus (white-tufted-ear marmoset), 20814 nucleotides. It is a transcript of the gene USP31, whose product is annotated as ubiquitin specific peptidase 31. Gene Ontology annotation, biological process: protein deubiquitination. The record is from RefSeq and is a predicted model, not a curated record. Lineage: Eukaryota; Metazoa; Chordata; Mammalia; Primates; Cebidae. Gene Ontology annotation, molecular function: cysteine-type deubiquitinase activity.
CGCGCGCGCGCCCGCUCGCCCCGCCGGCCGCCGCUCGCUCGCUGGCUCUGCCGCGCUCUGUGUGUGGGGUUUAGAUCCGCCCGACCCGGUGAGGCGCGGCGCGGCGGGAUGCGGCGGCGGCCGUGGCGGGGCCGCGGGCCGGGCUGGCGGGCGCGGUGAUGAGUGUCUGCGGCCGCCGCCAUGUCCAAGGUAACGGCGCCCGGGCCCGGGCCGCCGGCGGCGGCAGGCGGGAAGGAGAAGCGCUCCUUCAGCAAGCGGCUGUUCCGGAGCGGCCGCGCUGGGGGCGGCAGCGCCGGGGGCCCUGGGGCGCCCGGGCCGGCCGCGCCCUCUUCGCCUUCCUCGGCGCGCUCAGUGGGCAGCUUCAUGAGCCGCGUCCUCAAGACGCUGUCCACGCUCUCGCACCUUAGCUCCGAGGGCGCCGCCCCGGACCGCGGCGGCCUCCGCAGCUGCUUCCCGCCUGGGCCAGCCGCCGCGCCCACGCCGCCGCCGUGCCCGCCGCCGCCCGCCUCUCCUGCGCCGCCCGCCUGCGCCGCCGAGCCGGUGCCCGGCGUGGCGGGGCUCCGCAACCACGGCAACACGUGCUUCAUGAACGCCACGCUGCAGUGCCUCAGCAACACCGAGCUCUUCGCCGAGUACCUGGCGCUGGGCCAGUACCGGACAGGGCGGCCCGAGCCCUCGCCUGACCCCGAGCAGCCUGCGGGCCGCGGCGCGCAGGGCCAGGGCGAGGUCACCGAGCAACUGGCGCACCUGGUGCGGGCCCUCUGGACCCUGGAGUACACCCCGCAGCAUAGCCGGGACUUCAAGACUAUUGUGUCAAAGAAUGCACUGCAGUACCGGGGAAAUUCUCAGCAUGAUGCUCAGGAGUUUCUGCUGUGGCUUUUGGACCGAGUUCAUGAAGACCUCAACCAUUCAGUGAAGCAGAGUGGCCAGCCUCCUCUGAAGCCACCAUCAGAGACUGAUAUGAUGCCUGAGGGACCAUCCUUUCCUGUCUGUAGCACUUUUGUGCAAGAACUCUUUCAAGCCCAGUACAGAUCUUCCUUGACAUGUCCUCAUUGUCAGAAACAGAGCAACACUUUUGAUCCUUUCCUCUGCAUUUCUUUGCCAAUUCCUCUACCCCACACAAGGCCUCUCUAUGUCACCGUAGUGUAUCAAGGGAAAUGUUCUCACUGCAUGAGGAUUGGUGUGGCUGUGCCUCUGUCUGGGACUGUCGCCAGACUUCGGGAAGCAGUGUCUAUGGAAACAAAGAUCCCCACUGAUCAGAUUGUGUUAACGGAAAUGUACUAUGAUGGGUUCCAUCGUUCCUUCUGUGAUACAGACGACCUGGAAACAGUCCAUGAAAGCGACUGCAUUUUUGCCUUUGAGACUCCUGAAAUAUUUAGGCCUGAAGGAAUUAUCAGUCAGAGAGGAAUUCACUUAAACAACAACCUAAACCACUUGAAAUUUGGCUUGGAUUAUCAUAGACUGUCUUCUCCUACACAAACAGCAGCAAAGCAAGGGAAAACUGAUCAACCCACCACAAGAGCAGGCAGUGACAAGAUUGUCCUGUUAGUGUGUAACCGAGCCUGCACUGGGCAACAAGGGAAAAGAUUUGGACUGCCUUUUGUGCUGCACUUAGAGAAGACAGUAGCUUGGGACCUUCUGCAGAAGGAAAUCUUGGAGAAGAUGAAGUAUUUCUUGAGGCCUACGGUUUGCAUUCAGGUGUGUCCAUUCAGCUUGCGUGUGGUCAGUGUUGUUGGAAUAACAUACUUGCUGCCCCAGGAGGAGCAGCCCCUGUGCCAUCCAACAGUAGAAAGGGCCUUAAAAUCUUGCGGACCAGGUGGCACCGCUCAUGUGAAAUUAGUAGUCGAGUGGGACAAGGAGACAAGAGAUUUCUUGUUUGUAAAUACUGAGGAUGAGUAUAUCCCUGAUGCAGAAAGUGUUCGUCUGCAAAGGGAGCGUCAUCAUCAGCCUCAAACCUGCACUUUAUCCCAGUGUUUCCAACUUUACACCAAAGAGGAGCGGCUUGCCCCUGAUGAUGCCUGGCGUUGCCCACAUUGUAAGCAGCUGCAGCAGGGAAGCAUUACGUUAAGCCUGUGGACUCUGCCUGAUGUGCUUAUUAUACAUCUAAAGAGAUUUCGGCAGGAAGGAGACAGGCGCAUGAAACUUCAGAACAUGGUCAAGUUCCCCUUGACUGGCCUGGACAUGACACCUCAUGUGGUUAAGAGGAGCCAGAGCAGCUGGAGCUUGCCAUCCCAUUGGUCCCCGUGGAGACGGCCCUAUGGACUCGGGAGGGACCCUGAGGACUACAUCUAUGACCUGUAUGCUGUGUGCAAUCACCAUGGCACCAUGCAAGGGGGGCACUACACAGCGUACUGUAAGAACUCUGUGGAUGGCCUCUGGUACUGCUUUGACGACAGCGACGUGCAGCAGCUGUCAGAAGAUGAGGUCUGCACGCAGACGGCAUACAUCCUUUUCUACCAGAGGCGGACAGCCAUCCCGUCGUGGUCAGCCAACAGCUCAGUGGCAGGCUCCACGAGUUCUUCCUUGUGCGAACACUGGGUGAGCCGGCUCCCAGGCAGCAAGCCAGCCAGUGUGACCUCUGCAGCUUCCUCCAGACGCACCUCCCUGGCCUCGCUCUCUGAGUCCGUGGAGAUGACUGGAGAAAGGAGUGAAGAUGAUGGAGGCUUUUCAACUCGACCUUUUGUGAGAAGUGUCCAGCGUCAGAGUUUGUCAUCUAGAUCUUCUGUCACCAGCCCCUUGGCCGUCAAUGAAAAUUGCAUGAGACCUUCGUGGUCCCUGUCUGCUAAGCUGCAGAUGCGCUCCAGUUCUCCAUCCCGAUUUUCAGGGGACUCUCCAAUUCACAGCUCUGCCUCCACUUUGGAGAAGAUUGGGGAGGCAGCAGAUGACAAGGUCUCCAUCUCUUGCUUUGGUAGCUUGCGGAACCUUUCUAGCAGUUACCAGGAACCAAGCAAUAGUCACAGUCGCCGUGAGCACAAGGCUCUGGGCCGGGCCCCUCUGGCUGUCAUGGAAGGUGUGUUCAAAGACGAAUCUGACACCCACAGAUUGAACUCCAGUGUUGUAGAUACACAGAGCAAACAUUCAGCACAAGGAGACCACCUGCCCCUAGUCUCUGAUCCAUUCGAUAACAAUAAUCAGAUCGCUUAUGUAGAUCAGAGUGACUCUGUAGACAGCUCUCCAGUCAAAGAGAUGAAAUCCCCCAGCCACCCAGGCUCACUCGCCAAGAAACCAGAGAGCACAACCAAGAGAUCCCCCGGUUCCAAAGGCGCUUCUGAGCCAGAGAAAAGCUUGCGGAAGGGGAGACCAGCUUUGGCAAGCCAAGAGUCAUCACUUUCAAGUACAUCCCCUUCUUCUCCUCUUCCUGUAAAAGUCCUAAAGCCCUCCCGCUCCCGCAGCAAAGCAGAGUCUUCUUCCAGGGGCAGUGGACGGCAUUCAUCUCCUGCCCCUGCCCAACCCAAAAAGGAGUCAUCCCCGAAAUCUCAGGACUCCAUGUCAUCUCCUUCGCCACAGAAGCAGAAGUCAGCCUCAGCCCUUGCUUACACUGCUUCCUCCACAUCUGCCAAAAAGGCCUCGGGCCCUGCCACAAGGAGCCCCUUCUCGUCUGGGAAGAGCAGGACUUCAGACCGGAGCUUGAGUAGAGAGGGUUCCAGACAAAGCUUGGGUUCCGACAGAGCCAGUGCCACCUCUGCCUCCAAACCCAACUCCCCUCGUGUGAGCCAGGCCCGAGCAGUGGAGGGCAGGGGGGCUGGGAAGCAUGUGCGGAGCUCCUCAAUGGCCAGCCUGCGCUCCCCCAGCACAAGCAUCAAGUCUGGUCUGAAGAGGGACAGCAAGUCUGAGGACAAGGGGCUCUCCUUUUUCAAAUCAGCCUUGAGACAGAAGGAAACCCGGCGCUCAACGGAUCUUGGCAAGACAGCCUUGUUGUCUAAAAAGGCUGGUGGGAGCUCUUCUAAGUCCGUGUGUAAGAACACCGGGGAUGACAAGACAGAGAAAGGCCACCAGCCUUCAGCUUCCCAGCAGCCAAAUGCAAACGCAAAGGGAAAAGAGCAGCUUGUCUCCAAGGACCCUGCUUCUGCCAAACAGUCCCUGCUGUCCGCUCGCAAAUCCAAGUCUUCCCAGCUAGACUCUGGAGUUCCCUUGUCUCCUGGUGGCAGGCAGUCUGCAGAGAAAUCCUCAAAAAAGUUAUCUUCUAGCAUGCAAACCUCUGCACGGCCUUCUCAAAAACCUCAGUGAUAUUUCUGCAAUCAAAGUGUUUUAUCUGUAAAGAUGUUUAUUUAUUUAGAACUCCUCCCCUCCCACCAAAGUCCCCUGUGCUUUUGUUUUGUAUUUUUUUGAGUCACAUGCCCAACUGUGUGUGUGUGUGUGUGUGUGUGUGUGUGUGUGUGUGUGUGUAAUUCAAUUGCAAAUUGUUCAAAGCGUCGCCUUAUUCUGCCAUUGAACCAAAUAACAGCCAUAGGCAAAACAUCGACACCAAGCUAACUGGAAUAAUCAUAGACAAUACCCAGCACAGUCCCUUUAGCAAUUGUACGUAUUUCUUUCUAGAGAACUCUAAUGACUUUCUUUGGAUAUGAGGGUUUUGAAACCUGUGAACCAGUAAAGCUACCAUUAGUGUGUAGAAGGGGAAGGAACUGACUUGUGUUUCUUCUGAGCAGGACUUGUCUUUACUGUGGAUUGUUGGGUGGCACCAGGAACUCUAAAAACUGUGACUUUAACAACGAAACAAAUUGAGGGAAAAACUGUUGCUUUCUGCACUUUCGCCCCAUCUACCAGUCUUUGUAAAGGACAAUAUUUUAACACUAAUGUUUCUCAGGUAUAUACUCAACUAGUCUAGGGUGGAUACACACCAGUAAAUGGAUUAAAGAGGAAGGUGCCAUGUGGGUGACUGUGUCAUUUCUCCUACUGCCACAGAUAGACGUUCUUGAGGUAGAAAUGAAGCCUUUCACCACCUUCAUAUCUGCAGCUAUGUGUGCACGAAAACCUGUCUUGACUCUUGGGAUAGAUCCUAUGAGGUGGCAGAUUGGAUAGCCAGAAAGCGAGUCACUCGUUUAAUUUUUUUUUCCUUCUAAAAUUACUAGCUAAGGCCGUUGGAAUUUUGCACAGUAGUAGAGCAGUUAACACCUUUGACGGAUUCCUGGAAAAAACUUCUGGAUUCUAAACUGGGUGAAAGACUGGACAUCAUUUUCCUUGUCAGGUGUUGCUUUUUUCCAUUAGAGGUGGGAAGCUCCACGAUGCCCUGUGUCUGCGGGCUCAUGUUCCCUCGUCUUAUAGCUUGGAGAGGAAGUUGCCUACUGCCAAAAGCCAAUGGUGGUAUGUUGAAGCGAUGUGUGAUCACGUAUUACAUACACACUUCAGAUCCUGUCUGUCAGUCUCAGUUAGGGCUGCUUUUCAGUAACUCAUUUAUUAUUUCUUCUUUGUUCUCAAGAUUUCGUCUCAUGGCCAGAACUCACAAGCAGGCUUUGGAGUGUGUUCCAUCUGGCCAUGUCAGUGCAAAUUGCAUUUCUUACCAAGAAAAAGGAGAACUUCCCAAAAAAACUCACAGAUAAGUGAAAUAUAUAGUUUUGCGAGCUUUUGAGAGGUCUCCUGGCAAUACUUUCCUGCUCAAUUUUUAGCUUUUUUUUUCUCUUUUUUAAAAAAAGGUCAAGAGAAUGAGGGUCCCAGUUCUCUCUAAAUAGUAUUUGUUACUUUGCCACUAAAUACAGCAUGCUAAGUUUAUGUGCUUUUAAAUAUUAGCGUUUUUUGUCAGACUCUUGAAGUUCUUCUUGAACCCUUGGUUCCCAGAUCCAUAUAUAACCUCCCUUUUCAGUAUUGCUGUGUGAAGUAACUGUAACACAUAUGCAUGCAUAGCUAUGAAUUCUACAUUGCCUUUUUUUUCCUAUCCCCCCCGCCCCGCUCCCCAAAGAAUAUCUCUUGGGAAAUGUUUUUAGUAGGUUACUUAACUUUAUUUUGCUGCUAAUUUGAGCAUGAGCUGGUAACUUGGAAGUCUGGGGGCCACUUAUGUUGAGGGUUGCUGGAAUUGUAGACCCCUGGCAGUGUUUCAGAUUUACAUACUCAACCUUGUGAAAGUUACCACAGUGCUCCCUGUGAUUCAUUGACCAUGAGCCCGUUGUCCAUUGCACUCAGCCCUGUACUCGCCUCUUAACUCGUUCUCCUCAUUUUGUUGUUCAGAUUCUGGUGGGUAUUCACAGCAGCACUACUCUCCUGUGCUCAGUACAGCUGCGGCAGCUGGCUGCCUUCGAUGUUACCAUUGCUUUCAGCCCAGCACGUCAGAGCCCCAUAAGUGUUUAGCCACCACUCUCAUUCUCUAUAUUGCUUUUAUCUCCUGAAAAAAACACACCAAACAUCAGAUCGUAUCAGGAAUUGAAUGUCUGUCUUGUAUUUGUUUAAUAGGUAGAUCUUAUUUGAAGUCUCCUACCUGAAGCUCUGAAACAAUUAUAGUUGGAUUAGGCAAAGGUUUUUAAUAACAAUUCUUUUUUGCUGUAGUCAGUUUAAUUUUCACAGUGACAAAUAUUUUUAUUCUUGAUUCAUGUAGGAAUGAAUUUUCCAUGCUGUCUAGUGACUUAAAAAAAAGAAAAAAGUUUCUACAAAUCCCUUUGGUUUUCCAUGGGAUCUAGAAAUAAAAUUUCAGUGUCUAUAAACUGUAUGUCUGUGGAGUUUAGUCCUUGUUUCAGGUUUAAUAGGAAAAAAUCAGGAAAGUAAGGCAUUGUCUAGACAUCUUGAAGCUAUUAUAUUUGCAUGGUUGGUAAACAGUGAAAAUUUUAUUAUCUGCAACUACUAGGUACAACUUUAGGCCACAGGAAAGGUUAUUUGGCCCAGAAGUUGGGAGGUGCUCCUGGAGGUGUGAAAUAUCUUAUAGGAAAGUUGUUACUUGAUUAAAUAUAGUUCAUUGGUAGGAUUGGGGACUUGUUUUUUUUAUUUUUAAAAUUUUCCCUGUGAUAUUUAGCAAAGGAACAUGUAUGUGCUUUGGGGUUAAAAAUUACCUGCUAAGGAUGAUAGUCCUGGGUUUCUGGUUGUCAACUAGAUGGGCCUGAUUACAGCAGUCAUUUCCUGGUAGGCGCAAAAUAAUCACCAGCAGUAAGGUUGUAUCUGUAAUGUUUGUUUGCUUUUUUAAAAAAGUUUAAUCCUUGAUUUCCUGUAAACAUCCAUUGCACUGGGCCAUAUCAUUCCUUAAAAUAGCCCUACACCUUGCCUUGGUAAUCCCUUAGACAAUGUGGAAACUCAAACCAGUAGGUUCCAGUCAUCUUAUACCGUUUCCCGUCCAUUUUAUAUUUUCUCAUCCUAAAAGCAGCCGAACUGAAAGUAAGUAAUAAUAUGCUGGAGCAGUGGAAACGGAUGUGGGAGUAUUUGUGGUGUGCUAAAAUAUUGUAAUUAUCUGUGAGGCUACCUGACAUGCUUUUGCAAUGUUGCUUUCAUCACUCAUUCUGCAAACAUUCGCAGAGGGCCUGCUUUGUGCACAAAGGCAAAACUGAAAGCUUCAGGGAUUUGCUGUAGCUGAGGAGACCUGGGAGCACAGCCCAUCAAGCAGGGGAUGUGAUGGUAUCCUAAAUGGAGUGACAGUUCUCCUGGACAAAGAGAUCAUGUGGAUUCCAGUCAAAUCGGCUAAGGCUUGUGGUUUUCUUGAACAAGUCUGUUCUGUCUGGAAACCAAAAGUGCCCUUCAUCUUUGGAGACAUUUUACUCUUACAUCCACCUUUUCAGACUGAGCUGUCUCUACUAUUUAGGGGUUGAAAAUCCAUUAGACAGUCACUUUACGUUAACAUUGGGUCAUGUAUGUUUGUAUGAGACAGAAGUGGGAUUUGAGGGGAACAUUGUCAUUCCUCUAAAGUAACUAUCAUGAAAAAAAUAGAAGCAGUAUGUAAAGGGACCAAGAGUGGCAGCCUUUAGGGAAAAUGGGGCAGAGAAGAGCUGUGAACAAAGCUCAUUCAUUUGAAAUAAAUGUGCUUUAUUUCAUAUGGAGGAGCAUCAAACGUUACAUUUCAUUCAGACAAAUUACUGAACAGCCGAAAUGUUUGUUUCCUAUGUAGGUUAUUAUAUUAUUGGAUACAAAGAUAACUAGUGUUUUUCUGGGUUGGAUUUUUAAAAUAGUAUGCAAAUCAUAAGCACAGUUUCAAUAAAACACGUAUUCUGGAGGUGCGUGGAACUUUGUAUUAUUCGUAGUUGAGAAAGGUAACAUUUCCUGACAAAUCAGUGCCUAUCAUAAACACAAAAAGUAGCUGUUAAUGUGCAGGCUGUCUUUAAUUUUGAUUUCAUAAAGGGUACGUUAUUGUUAAACCCUACUACAUGUUUUGCGGAGAAAUCCAGUGCUUUUAUUUGAACACUGUCUCACACUGCCUUUUGAUCAACUUUCCAAGUGUUUUGCAGGCGCAUUUUGAGCGUGACCAAUCAUUUUUCCCCCCAAGUAAUGGAAACAAUUGUGCAUGGCCUCCAUAUAACCCACAAAGCAUGCUGUUACUACCUAUGCAAGCGACAAAUAAAACAUAGACACGAAAUGUUAAGUCUUAAAAAAAAAAAGGCAACAUUUAGAGUAUGGAGCUCUACUUUUAAAUUUGUGAUUUUCAGAAUAUGGCUUACUCAUUGUGUAGAAGAGCAUGAAUGUGAUUUCUUGUUUUGCUUUUCAUGUAUUUCUCUGCUGAUUUUUGAUCAUUGGUGAGAUUGUUAAGUAUUUUGCAAGUAGAAUUGGAAUUGGUAUGUUGAACAUACAUCGUUGGUGUAUAUACUGUAUUUAGCCUGAAGACUUUUCCUAAAGUAUUUUGUUCUAAAAAUAACCUUCCAUUUUCUAUAGAUUUUAAUUUUUUAUAUCUUCAAGGGUUCUGUUGUGGUCACAAGGAAAGAAUGUGGCUUCAAAUAGUGCUAAGAAUUUAAAGAUGCUUUUGUAGAGACUUAGAGCUGUUUUGGAAAGCUUUGGGGAUUCCCAGCCACUGGUCACAAUUAGACCAAGCCCAUGGAAUUUAUGGUAGUGUGCAGUGGAUGGGGUUCUAGACCCGUCUUACAUUUGUUUAAAUCUAGUGUUUCCCAAUUUUGGGGAGAAGGGGUACACAGCAGAGGCUUUUUUGAAUCUCACACAUGUAUUCUCAAGAUUUUCUUAAGCCUCUUCUGAAUGACUUGGCUGAGAUGGUAAAGACCCACAUUGGCUAGAAUCAGCUGGGGAACUUUUAAAAAUACAGAGCCUGGGUUCCAGCCCCUAGCUUUUGAUCUAAUUCAUGUAGGGGUGGGCUCCAGGAAUUAGCAUGCAUUUUAAAGCUUCUGCAUGUUUGUAAUUUGCAUUCGGAUUGAGAAUCACUAUGAUAUGACAUCCCUUUACUGAGAAUUAUGGUGAGAAUCACUGCCAUAGGAAGUACUCAGGAGUGACUUCCGAUUCCUCAGUUGUGUAUGAGAGGCAAAAAAAUAAGAAUAAAAAAGAAUUGAGAGAUACUGAUAUCAAACUCUUAUUUGAAAUAUGAGGGCCUUUCUAAUUCAAGGCACAUUUCGGGAGCUUGGAGCAUGUUGUGGAUGACCUAGCACUCGCCAAUCUAGUAGGAAUUGGUGGUCUUAGUUGCUGGAGCAGGCUGUGUCGCUGUGGAGUUUGCAUCAUUCUCCAGGGCCUUUUUCCCCAGACCCAUGGGGGAAUCGGGAAGUCACUCCAAGCUAGAAAGUGUCAAAGAAGAAAGUAAGAAACAACCUUCCUAGACUUGGGAAACCUGUCCCUGCUUUUGAUAGAAUGAUUGCCUUUUUGUAGGAAUUAUAAUAGUGAACCCCAGGCUGCCACUAAUUUCCUACUUUCCUCAUUCUCUAGGAUGGUUCUUACUUAUCCAGAAUGUGGUUUCAGGAAUUCUUUUUUUAGUUUGAAAAUGAAUGUGAAACAUUUUGUUUGGUUUCUUUUUGUUGUUGUUUGUGUGUAACCCUCGUCACUAUUUUUUUGUUAUUUUUUUUACAAAUCAAGUAAUACAUACCCCAAAAUUUGGCACUCUAUGUUAACUAUGGAGGCAAAUUAGUUUUAAUCUGUGGUGAGCUGAAUGCACUACAACACCUUCGAAGUAAUCUGCUCAGGUGGUUUCGUUCUGUUGAGUCUCAUACUGCCUAUAAAACACCACCACAGUUUAUUGGUGUUUUCAAUUUUAAGGAAUAAAGAUAUAAGUAAACAUACAAGUUGGAAAUGUCUCUUUAGAAAGGCCACCCAGAAUAGCGAUAUCUGUUGCAAUCAUCCAAAUGCAAUAUGAACUUUCCUAGGUGCUAUUAUAAACGGUGUGGUGUCAUUAUACCAAAUGCAGAGGCAGUUACAGUAUUUCUGCAAUACACAUUUGUGUUCCAUAUAGGUUUGCUCACCAACUGCUUCUCACCACUGGUUAAAAUUGAAUUCAAGCCCCAUUGACACAAAUCAUUUAUUGAUUGAACUCUUCAGUUUUUACACUGGAAUUUCUAUAGCUGUCGUAAAAGCUGCAUGUCAUACCACUGUACACAGAGUGCUUUGAUAUUAUUCCUGCACCAUGCAUAGUGAUUUCUGUGUCAUUUUUAUUUUCAGUUGUGCAGUACUAUGGAAGGCAAGAUGUCUUUCCUAGAGGCUGGAAGAAAAGUGUAUUGUACAUUCUAAAUUUAUUUUAGAAAAAGUGCAUGAGAUGUGUCACUGAUUUCUGUUAUUUAUUUGUAUGUUUUAUUAUUCAAAGUGUAUGCACUUUUAAGAAGCAGAAUUUAUAUUUUUAUGUUUGAAACAUCUUAUUUCUGAAACAGCAGUUGAUUAUAUAACAUACAGUUGGAAUUAAGAGAAAAGUGGAAAUGUAACAAAAAUAUAAUAAAUUUAUUACAUGAUGUCCUCUUCAAGCCACAUUCCUGUCUUCUCCCCCUUGCCAACCAGUAUCUUUUUGGUGUUGACUAAAAUUGAUAAUUGUACUGCAUCAGUCUUUACAGAAUGCCUAAAAAUUGCAGUGUUUAAUUUAAAACACAAGUUACGGAAAGAUGCAUACAUAUGUUCUCUGUGUAGAAGUUUAAAAAACAAAAAAUCACAUCCAUGCUUGUAAAAUUUUCACAAUCAGGGAUGGUUAUUCCUAUUUCCUCAGAGACAGUUUGUCCUGGGCCAUGGAUAUGGACAAAAACUCACAUUCCGAUUCAGUGCAACAGAUUUUCAACAUUUUGCAUUAUCUUCCCUCUUUUGCUAAACAUUUAUGAUGGGAAGAAAUAGUUAUAUAAGGACCAUUCUUUCUGGGCUGUCUCAUAUCUGAGAUAUUUAGUAUCUUUGUUAACAUUUUUCCAGCUGUCUUUCCCAACCUUCAGGACAGAACUCCCGACAUCACGUGUGGCCACUUGAGGGCACUAAAGAUCGGUAUUAUCAAAUGCGUUUAAAAAGUCCAGCCUGCAGGUUGUUAGCCUCUUAGUGGGGAAGUGUGUAUUCAGUAUGAGUUGAGGAGUAUGGUAUUAGUGAGCAGGAGGUUUCUGUUUAGGGGAGUGUCACCAGCCAUUAUUUAUUCCCGGAAAGUGUUGAAUACAGAUCAGGGCAGAUUUUGUUUUCCCAAAGCACAGCAUUAUGGUUUAGGGUUGGGGUGGGGGGAGCUGAUGUUCCUGACAAGUGUGAACCACAUGCCGUGCUAGGUACGGCACUUCUAAAGCUCUCUAAUUUUAAAUGAUAAAAUUUUGCUUUAGGUUCUGUUAGAGAGUUUAACCAUGUAGUACACUGAUUAUUCAAGAGGCUUCAUUAUGCCACAAGGUGUUCACAUGUCAUAAAAUAUGUAGAUUUAAUAGUUAUACAAAUAUUUAAGGAUCAUUUUGCCUGUCUUAGGAUUUGGAAGAUUAUUUUCCAAUACUUGAGUGGUCAACAUCUCUCUGAAUAGUUUUUGGGUCCCUGUAAAUCUUCCUGAAAAAAGCAAAGUUGUGAUAACACCCCUUGCCUGGGGCUGCAUGUUCCUGUGUGUUAAAUUGCCCCGUGGGUGAUUCUAGGGUCACUCUGACUGUUGGAUAUGGCUUGAAGUCCUCCCCACCCCAGUGUCCCCUUUCUCUUUCCCAGCUGGGUUCCAUGUCAUAUAUUCUAAUUGUGUGUACAUCAUCUAACAUAACAUGUUGAAUGGUUAAUAUUCACUUUGAUUUACUAAUAGAUUUACUUUCCAUUGCUCUUCACUCCUUCCUGGGUUCUCCCAGGUUUAUGCCCCAGGUUUCCUCUCUGCAGCCUUGUUGCCUUCUCAGGCCUGUUUAUGAGGGUCAUCUGGUAGAUUUCAUCUUUCUGGCUGGGCUGGGUCUACCUUGUGCAAACCCCUAUGGAAUUUGGUCUUGAUUUGGUCUGGUGUUAGCUAUAUUUUUUACCCCCUGCUAACACCUGCUACACACAGAGGACAAAUUUUUGCAUUAUGUCAUAUAACCCAGUGGCCUUGCACCCGUUUCUUACCGCUUUCAGGGAUUUGACAUCAGUUUGACUUGCUCUUUGCAUGUCUAACACCUCCAUUUUUCUUGUGGAAUGCAGAAAGAUGGUGCAAAUGAUACUGCAGUGCCUAGAUGGAAUCAGGCCUCCCUGCCCCCGUGGGGUCUCAGGGAUCUUGCAUCUAGCUCACCUCCCCUGCGCCUGUCCUUUGUUUAGGACUCCUGAGAGAGGCCCUCAGUGCACAGAUCCAGUUCCAGAGGCAUAGGGAUACGGGUGUCAUACAUCUUUCCCCUCCGAGAGUGUGGAAUGGACAGCAAGUGGGGAUUGUGCAGUGGGGACUGAGGAUGGAUGGCGCCAGCCUCAGGGUUCCAAGUCCAUAAAAGUUGUGGUGGCGAAGGUGCCCCUUUACUGUCUCACUCAGAAUCGCAGUCCAGAUUCCUUUAUUUAGCAGUGCCUCCUGUGUGCCCAGCUGCUGGGGAUGUGACCAUACUUGGAGGAGCUCACUGGCCGGUCAGGGGUCAGGUUGGCCAAUAGAUAACAUUUCAUCAAGUUUGCCACUUAUUCCCUGCUCGUCCCUCAAGGCAUUGUCCCUACAAUGCUCUUCUCCAAGAUGCCCGCCUGGCUCAUUCCCUCAUCUCCUCCCCAUCUUUACUCAAAUAUCACCUUCUUUAUUGAGGCCUUCCCUUACCACCCUUUUAGAACACUGCAACCUGCUUCACACACUCUCUGUCCUCCCUGUUUUAUUUUCUGCAUAUCACUUAUCACAACUACCAUAGGGCUUAUGUGAGCUGAUUGGUGAGCUUACAUGAGAGCAGGGAGGUCUGCCUGUUCUAUUCACCGCUCUUUUCUCAGCAUCUAAGAGUGCCAAGCUUAUAGCAGUUACUAGUAAAUAUGUACUAACUGAAUUAGUAAUUUACUUGAGUCUUUCUAUCCAGAAGAUGGAGGAUACUGGUACGUGCAUCACAGAGUGGUGAGAGUUAGAUGGAACGGAUGCCUUUAAGCCUUCAGUAUGGUGCCUGGCACAGAGAAAGCACUGGCUGAAUGGAGCCAUUUAUAAUGAUAACAAUAGUGAUGGAAAGGAGGAGCCGACCCUCUUGGGGUCAGAGGAGGGGGCAGUGGGGCAUAACUCACACUUUCCAGGCUGGGAAAACUGCUUGCCCUCUCUGGAAACCCCGAGUCCAGUCUUCCUGGAAUGUAGGGCAGGAAGGCAGGAAGCACUGGAUGAAGGCAGUGGGAGAUCCCAUCUAGAGGGACCUUUUAUGACCUGGUCCAUUUGUCCUGUAGUAAAUGAAAAUCCAGGAAGAGAUUUUAGUUUAGGGGAGAAGAGAUCCAGUUUGUCCCUUCGCGUGGUCACCAUGACAAGAUGUGUCAUGAGAGAGCCGGUUCGGAGCUGGUUGCAGGAGUCUGGGUGCAGUGUGCACAAGGGGUGACCGAAAGCGAUGCUGGGUGGCUGGAGAACACGGCGACACCUGUGCUCAGGGCCCACAAGCAGGCUGUAGGGUUCGAAUCCUGGGUGUCCUGGUGUGCAACUUGCUAGCUGGACAAUCUUGGGCAGGUUACUCAACUCUACAGCUCAAAUUCUCCACACCUGUAAAAUGUGGGUAACAGCGUCUACAUGAUCUUCAUGAGCCUUAAUCGGAGUGGCUGGUUUAUUUACAUUUAAUAUAAUCACUAAUGUAUUUGAUUUUUUUGGUAAUAUCUUACUGUCCUUUGGAUAUUUGUCCCACUUAUAUUUAUUCUUGCUUUUUCUUUUAGAUAUAUCAAGCAUUUUUUAAAUUUUAAAUUAAAAAUUUUUUCUUCUUACCUUACAGAACAAAGCAUUUCUUAAAUUCUAAUUUUUCACCUCAUCUUGUUCUUUUACUCUCCUUGUGAGGUUAUCCUUGUAAUUUCAACGUGUGCUUUUGAUUUAUAAGAUUCAAAGAAAAAAAUUUGUAUUUGUUUACCCCUUGAAGGGUUUUAUUUAAGACACUAGUUCCAUUUACCCCUUUCCACCAGUUCUUUUUGUUCUGCAUUCUAAUUCUAUGCAUGUCAUCUAACCUAACAUUAUUAGUCAAUAUUCACUCAGAUUUACUAACGUAUUUACUUUCCAUUGCUCGUCACUCCUUCAGGCCAGUGUUUGAUUGCUUCUGUCUGAGAUCAUUUUCCUUCAGCCUGAACAACUCUCUUCUUUUUAAGCCCGUGUCAAUGAUGCAUUUUUUUAUUUGAUUGCGAAUGCCUUUAUUUUGUCUUCUUGAAGGCCAUUUUCACUGGGAAUAGAAUCCUAGGUUGGAAUUACUUCAUCCUCAUUCCAUGGCCUUCUGCCUUUCACUGUUUACGUUCUUAAGUCAGUUAUCAGUCUCAUUACUGUUUCUUUGAAGAUAUGUGUGGUUGUUUUUUUUUUUUUUUCCUGGUUGCUUUCAAGAUGCCUCUCGUUGGUUUCCAUCAGUUUUAUUAGGAUGGUGUUUUGUUUUGUUUUUAUCCUUCACUUCAUAUAUUAGACUUAGACACUUCUCAGGUAUUAUUGCCUUAAAUAUUGCUUCUGACCCAUUUUUCUUGUCCUCUCUUAAAAUCCAAUUUUAUGUGUUUUGUAUUUUAGACUUCCACCAUGUCUCAAAUAUACCUUUCACUCUUUUUUUGUAUUUUCUCUUCUUUUUCAUCACCAUACCUCAGUCUGGAUGGUUUCUACUGAACGAAUCUUUUCAGCUGUGUUCCAGUCUUGCCAGAUUAAAUAAAGGACAUUCUUAUUAAAGUUGAAUUUUGGAUAAAUUGUGAAUAAUUUUUUAGUGCAUGUCCAAAAUUUUGAAUGAGUAUACUUAUAUGAAAAAAUAUUUGUUGUUAAUCUAAAAUUCUAAUUUAACUGGGCAUCUGUUUUUAUUUGUCAGUUCUGUUCACCUUGGCUAAGUCUAAUCUGCUACUAAACCAACCAAAUAGUAUUCUUAAUUUUGGUUAUGGUGUUUUCAGUUCUGGAAUUUACAUUUGCUUCUUCAGAGACUCUAGGUCUCUGGUUAAAUUCUUCAUUUGAUUGUCUGUUUUCUUAAACAUAUUAGUUAUUUUAAAGCUUGGCUCUGAUAACACUAGUAUCUAGUGACUAGAUUUCUUUCUAUUGUCUGUAUUUUUCUUUUGUUCUGCUUCUUGGUGUGCUUUUUGAUUAAUGCUAGGCAGUGUGUAGGAAAAAAUGUGUAGGCUCUGGCUGAUGAUAUUUUCCUCUAGAGAGAAUUCACCAUAUUUCCUGGUCAGCAGCUAGGGAAUGAGUGGACUCAAAGGUGGGUUGUAGUUGUGAUAAGACUCUGCUGCCUCAGGUCAUCUCGAAUAAGAAUGAACAUUCAUUUCAUCAUGCAACAAGCAUUUGUGGAACACCUGCUAUGUGAAGCACUGGCAUGGGCAUGGGGUACAUUAGCAAAAAGACAGGGAAAAAAAAACUCCCUUCCUCAAAUGGAGUUUAUCUUCUAGUUCACCUGUCCAGAAAUUAAUAAUAAUAAUAAUAAUAAUAAUAAUAAUUGACCUUAGCUGGGACCAGCUUCCAGAAGGAACAGAAACGUGGAGGUAAGGUGGUAUUAAAACAGUGUGGAGAUACACACCAAAACAUGAUUCUCUGCUCUAUUCCCACACCCCAGCCUUCCUAUCUUGGUAAAUGACAUCGUCAUCCAGUCCAGCUGCUCAGUCCAGAAACUAAGGAUCCAUCCUUGACACUGCUUUUCCCCUCAACUGCCUCCUUACAGUGAAUCCAUUCACAAGCCCUGUCCAGUCCAAUUUCCACAAUUAUGUUCUUAAUCUGCCUCACUUCUCUUUCUCUCCAUUGAUAACACCAAGUCCAAGUCACAUGAUCUCUAGACUGGAGCCCCUUAUCAACCUCUUAAAUUUGUCCACUUAUCCAAUUCUAUCUUUAGUCUGUUCCUGCUGCCAUAACAAAACGCCUUAGACUGGGUAAUAUGUAAACAAUGAAAACAUAUUGCUAACAGUUCGGGAGGCUGGGAAGUCCAAGAUCAAGCCUCCAGCAGAUUCAGUGUCUGGUGAGAGCCUGUUCCUUAUAGAUAGCACCUUCCAGCAGUGUCCUCAUAUGGUGGAAGAAACAAGCUCCCUCGAACCUCAUCUGCAAGGGCACUUAUCCCACUCAUGAGAGCUCUGCCCUCAUGACCUAACACCUAAGGGGCUCACCUCUUAAGACAGUUGCACUGGGGGUUAGGUUUUGACGUGUGAAUUUGACGUGAAUUUGAGCAAGACACCAACAUUCAGAUUGUAGCACCAUCUUAUGUCAUUUUUCUUUCACUUCGGGCACAGAAGCCACAUUUUAGUGUCUUGAACACAGGGUCUUGGCUGUUUUCCAAGAAUGCUCUUCCUUCAGAUGGUCGUGGGGCAAGUUCUUCCUCAUCUCAAAUGGACCCUUAGACCGCCUUGGACCACCAUAACCACAGUUACCCUUCCACUCUAUGGUCAUUCUCUAUCUCAGGACCUUCCUUUACCUUGAUAGUAUUUCUCAGUCUCUGAAAUUCUUAUUUAUUUGUUCACUGGUUUAUCAUCUGUCUUCCCCCAAAUGGAAUGCAGUUACCAUGAGAGAAAAAUCAUUUAUCUGCCUUUUCUCUGCUACUUGAGUCAUUCUGGAUACUUUCAGCUGUAACAGAAUCUCCAACCAACGUACUCCAUUCUUUUAAUUUUAUACUUUUGCAUACCGAGGCCCAAAGAGAUUAAGUAACCCCUCUAAAAGUCAUGCAGGAAAUAACUGGUAGGCUUUGAAUGUUAACCUGGGCCUGUUUUCUUUCAAAGCUUUUUUUUUUUUUUUUCCAAUUAUUACUUCGAUACCCUACACCAUGUUAAAUAGGAAAACAAUAAACAUACACAACUGCAUUUUGUAAAGCAAUUACUAGAUGGGGAAUUCUAGAUUGAUAGGUCCUUUUUGUAGUCCCUGAGUAACUUUUACUACAGCAAAUUCAGGAAGUGAUGCAAUUUCUACUUUUUGGUAACAGAAUUUAGGAGAGCCUCCUUGGGUUGAUUUGUUAAAACUUAAAAAUAAUUUUAGACUUAUAGAAGAGUUGCAAAAAUAGUUCAGAGGAUUCCUAUAUACCUUUCAGCUGACUUCCCUUAAUGUCAACAGCUCAUAUAACCGUAGUACAAUUUUCAAAGCCAGAAAUUAACAUUGGUACAAUACUAUUAACUAAACUACAGAUUUUAUCUGGAUUUCACUAGUUUUUCCACUUGCUUUUGUCAUUGUUCCAGAAGUUGAUCCCAGAUUCCACAUUGCAUAUAAUUAUCCUGUCUCCUCAGUUUUACAAUCUGUGACAGCUCAGUUUUUCAUGACCUUGACAUUGAUUGAUUGAUUGAGGAAGGAUCUUGCUCUGUUGCCCAGGUUGGAGUACAGAAGUGCAAUCAUAGCUGACUGCAGCCUUGAUCCUCCCAGGCUCAAGUGAUCCUCCUGCUUCAGCCUUCUUAGUUAGCUGGGUCCGUAGGUAUGCACCACUAUACCCAGCUAAUUUCUGUAUUUUUUUGGUAGAGACGGUGUCUCCUCAUGUUGCCCAAGCUAGUCUUGAACUCCUGGGCUCAAGCAAUCCUCUCACCUCAGCCUCCCAAAGUUCUGGGAUUAUAGUAUAGGCAUGAGCCACUGUGCCUGGCCAACCUUGACACUUUUGAAGAGCAUUAGCCACUUAACAUAGGAUGUCCCUCAAUUUGGGGUUUGUCUCAUGUUUUCUCAUGAUUAGAUUGAAGUUUUGCAUUUUGGGGCAAGAAUAUCACCAAAGCAAUGUGCCCUUCUUGGUGCUUCAAAGGAGUCAGCGAGGCAUCAAUAUAUCUUAUUACUGGUGAUAUUAACCUUGAUCACUUGGUUCAGGUGGGUUUCGCCACUGUAAAGCUACUUUUUUCCCUCAUCAUUAAUAUAUAUGUCUUGGUAGAAAUACUAUUUUUAGACCAUGCAGCUAUCCUGUUUCUCCCCAAACAUUGACCUGCUAAUUUUAGCAUCCAUCAGUGUUACCUUGCCUGCAAUAAUUUAUAUAACUGUGGGAUUCUAAUGGUGAGGGAAAGACAUUUUAAAAGCCUCAUGUAAUGAGCAGGCCAGAGGCGGGGCUGGUGCAGGAGCUGGCUCCAUGUCUCAGCAGUGCCACCAAGGAUCCAGGCUCUUCUCUUUCCCGCUGCCGUUCUCAGCAUGGUGGCCUUUGUUCUCAUAUCUGGCCUUCAGCAGCUUCCAUGGUUCUGUUAACCUGACAACAUCCAGCUGAAGAAGAUGGGACCUUUCUCCAUCUAGGUGUCUUUUAACCAGAAAGGAAAAUAUUCCCCAGAACCUCCUCUGCUCCCUGAAACUCUUCCCUCAGAUUACCUGCCCAUGACUGAGUUGCAAGGAAAGCAAAGAAAGUAUCUGGCAUUUCUAGCCAAUGCUGGGGGUGGAGGAUGGGCUCUGGCCCAGAAGACACUGGAGAGUGAAUGCUGGGGACGCAGCCUACUGGCUCUUCCCUGUCUUAUCACCCCCAGCCCCUGAGGCAGUGCCCUGCACCUGCCAGCACUCAGUAGAUUUUCGUGGAGUGAAUGAGGUUGUCAGUUGCCUAGAGGCUUCUAAUCUGCCAUCCCCUGGAAGCAUCAGGGUUCUUGAAUGUGGCAUCCAGGGAGGAGAAUGACUUGGAGAGUGGAUCAAAGGAGUGGUGAGGUCAGUGUGACAACCCUGAGUGGCAAAGGUGGGUUCCUAGUGGAAGAAGAGUUCCUGGCUCAAGGACCCCCUUAGCUUCAUGGCACUUUAGCCUCCAGCAGGGUGCCAUACCUCUGGCCCUCAAGCUGUCUGUACCAAAGGCUUGAAAAAUCUUUAGGAGGCAUUUUUGAAGGAAGACAGAGAAACCUGCCUGCUAGACCCACCCCCUCUACUAAAAAGGUUUCCCUGGAGGAACCGGGGAGCUGAAGGGAGGUCUCUGUACACUCAGGACUCUUGCACCAGGGACCUCAGACGCAGCCUGGUAGCUUGUUUAGUAAAUAAUGACAUUGUUAUAAAUAUUUAAUAAGUCAAGGGACUGCAGUGCAUGAAAAAUUGAUGUCCCUGUGUGGGAAAAUGCAGGUUUUUCUCUCUACGUAUGCUCCGGAGGAGGCAGUUAGAGUCUGACGUCUGCUCAGGCUGACACCUGUAUUUGUGGUAGGACUGAUGAAUGGCGGGAGAAAUAUUCGCCAUGUUUAGGAAGCAUCAAUCCAUCAUGCUGGAAUUUAGGCUGAGGGAGGAAUUCGCUGCCAUCAAUAUUCUCCAUGUUUAUUAAGCUGUGUGCGCCUUACGUGAGGCAGCAGGUCCUGCACGGGUCCCGGGAGUGGCGCCUCUGGAAAGGGCACGGUGGCUCCUUGAUGAAUGACUUUAAUAAGAAGCAGCUUGGAAGUACCUUCAAGUAAGAAACUAAUCACAAUAAUUAGAUGUUUCUUAAUCAUUUAUUUAUUUUAUAAUGUAUGCCCUGCCUGCUUCCAGAAAAAGAAUGAAAGCGGCUGGCAAUGAAAACACAUCUACCCAGGAUGUUUCAAAUGAAGAUAAACAGGAGAUCAGAAGCCAUAUUGGGGGAGUGAAUUUUUCUUAAUGAACUUUCCUGCUUUCAGCUGAGAAUACUGUAUUUGCUUUGCCGGGAAGUCACCUUUUGCUUGGAGGAGCCACAGGAACAGAUGUAAAAGCAGUAGUUGUAGGUGUCGCAGGGACAGGGUAUGAAGUGGAAGCAUGAUGUGACCUGUAGCCUUGGCAUCUCAGCACGGGGCUUCCAGCCACAUUUGCAUUUCAUUUAUCAUCACUCCAAACAAAUCUGUGUGUCUGCAGCAGGGCGGCAUGAAAAAUUAAUGCCCCUGUGUCAGGCAGAGCUUGUCAGAGUUACCGUGCAGAAAGGGAGUAACAAAAGGGUAACAUGCAUGGUCCUUUCUACUUAACAGCCACUCUUGUGUUCCCUGAAUGCCUUCUUCUGAGCCUGCGUGUUGGGGCUGAUGGAGCAGCCAGACCCUUCCUGUAGGCUGAAGGUGGAGAGCCUGUCUCUGGGCAGUAGCUCAGGCCAUGUUUCAGGAGUUUGCCUGACCUCCCGACCCAGUGAGGGCUGGAGAAGUAACUGUGGUCAGAGCUAAGUGACCAGUCUUUGCUGAGCCAUCUUGGACACAGAGCGGGAGAAAGAAGACAGUCUCUCCAGCCCCUAAGGAUUCCCAGAAAGCAGGCAAGGGCAGAGAUGUUCUAGAGAGGCUCCUGUGUAGAAUUACCUAGGGGUUAGGUGGAUGAGAAGCUGGAAGGACUUGAGCAUCUGUUGCUUUGAAACCUUGAGAUGCAGUGGCUCACGCCUGUAAUCCCAGCACUUUAGGAAGCUGAGGUCAGGAGUUUAAGACCAGCCUGGUCAACAUGGUGAAACCCUGUCUCUACUAAAAAUACAGAAUUAGCCAGGCGUGGUGGUACAUGCCUGUGGUCCCAGCUACUCAGGAAGCCGAGGUAGGAGAAUUGCCUGAAUGCAGGAGACAGAGGCUGCAGUGAGCUGAGAUCAUGCCAUUGUACUUUGUACUCCAGCCUGGGUGACAAGAGCAAAACUCCAUUUCAAAAACAAAACAAAACAAAAC